CCAUUUCUCUCCCUAGUUUAACCUUGGCGACACACCCACGGCACAGCACGCACCUGCUCGCGCUCCUCCGUCUCCGUCUCGCUCUCCCAGGCUGCGAGCUUCGGCCGCGUUGACGUGACGGGGUCCAUGGCCCGCGAGCUCUCCUCCCGGGCGGCGUUCCUGGCGCGCCGCCUCGGAGCCCAGCCACAGCCCAGCCGGGCCCUCGGCCUACGGCACAGCCACACCCGCCGGCGCGCAGCGGAGGUGCUUGAGGUGGAAGCCGCGGGGCCUUCAACGCCCGCAGACAGCGCCGCCGUUGCCCGUCGGCUGGAGGAGGCCAUCGACGGCGCCAUGGCGCGGAUGGCCGUGCCCGACUGGGCGCCGUUCCGGCCCGGGACCUCCUACUUCGCGCCGCCCCGGCCCGCCGGCGCGGACCUCGGGCUUCUCGCGCUGGUGAGCCACGGCGGCGGGGUGGGGUUCGCAGCGCCGCGGCGUGGGCUCUCCGCCGACGAGGCCCGCGCCGUCGCCGCCGCCUCCCGCGGGUACCCGUGCUCGACCUACUUCAUCGAUGGCCACUUUCCGGAUAAAGUGGAGAGCUCAAGUCUGGAUGCUAAUCAAGCUCAAGAGGAAUGAAGGGGCGGCUAGCUGUUGCACUGGAUGAAGUUGGGGAUCAAGAAAAGGUGUCCCUUUUCAUGUUUUUCUAUGACUUACUGCUAUUGUACAAUAGUUUGAAUCGACGAAUUCGUAAGCUAGUGUGGAAAAUAAAAGCUUACCGAAUUCAUGUGAUAUUUCACUCAAAAGAUCAUGCUAUAUUCUAAUUUUAUGUAAGCCUCAUCAAUAUAUAAAGAGGUUAUGAUAUGAUUUCACCGUC
Phragmites australis (common reed) is the source of this 850-nucleotide messenger RNA. RefSeq lists its product as uncharacterized. The record is from RefSeq and is a predicted model, not a curated record. The coding region runs from base 127 to 612 and encodes 161 amino acids. Lineage: Eukaryota; Viridiplantae; Streptophyta; Magnoliopsida; Poales; Poaceae. The transcript is spliced from 2 exons.